Molecule: messenger RNA, 3245 nt
Organism: Vitis riparia (riverbank grape)
Lineage: Eukaryota; Viridiplantae; Streptophyta; Magnoliopsida; Vitales; Vitaceae
Product: lysine-specific demethylase JMJ25
Exons: 14
Coding region: 247-3087 (946 amino acids)
Biological process (GO): regulation of transcription by RNA polymerase II
Cellular component (GO): chromatin; histone deacetylase complex
Molecular function (GO): transcription coregulator activity; chromatin DNA binding; histone H3K9 demethylase activity
Source: RefSeq, a predicted model, not a curated record
CCGGACAGGAAUCUCCCGCAGAAGAACCCGCCCCUCUCCUUCCACUUUCGACUCUGAAACUCAUUCAAAACCCUAGCUUCAGAGUUCUCUCUCUUCUUCGAUCUCUCCACGCAUCUCUCUCAAUGUUUGAUCAUUAUUGCUGUUUUCCUCAACUGCACGCUCGUUGGAUCCGAUUACACUCGCAGUUGAUCUUUGUAUAACUGUGCAUAUUUCAUUACCGUACAACUUCGUCUUAACAUUAUUAUAAUGGAUCAUCCUCGGUCAACAUCUGGGAAUGGUGAGGAUAAUGUUGGGAUUCCAGAGGAUUUGCGUUGCAAGAGGUCAGAUGGGAAACAGUGGAGAUGCAGUGCCAUGUCCAUGCCAGAUAAAACAGUAUGCGAAAAGCACUACAUCCAGGCAAAGAAAAGAGCUGCAAAUUCUGCAUUGAGAGCUAGCCUGAAGAAAGCCAAGAGGAAGUCCCUAGGUGAAACUGAUGUUUACUUGGAGAGCAAGAGUGAUGAUUUUGACAUGCCACUUGUCAACACAAAAGCUGCUGAUUAUCCUGUUUCGGUAUCAGGAAAUAAGUAUAAGGAGAAGGUAACUAAGAAACAGGUACGCUAUUCACCUGAAACACCUCCUGUUAGGAGUGUGUCCAUACGCAGUUCUUUAAAGCCAAAUGAUGAUUCACAAAGAGAGACACAGUUUGAAGAGAACAGGAGGUCUUAUAGGACAACACCACUUUCUGUGAUGGAUUCCUCUAGGACCAAAUCACAGAGGAGUUUGGAUGUGAGUGCAAUGGCGGAUUACUCUGAUGGAAGCACAGAUUCUUCUGAUGAUGAAAAUGGUGGGCAAACUUGCCAUCAGUGUCGGAGGAACGAUAGAGACAGAGUUAUCUGGUGCCUUAGAUGUGAUAAGAGAGGAUACUGUGAUAGCUGCAUCUCUACAUGGUACUCAGAUAUCCCAUUGGAAGAGAUCCAGAAGAUCUGUCCUGCAUGUCGUGGUACUUGUAAUUGUAAGGUUUGCUUACGUGGAGAUAAUUUGAUAAAGGUAAGGAUACGGGAGAUUCCAGUCCAAGACAAGCUGCAAUAUCUCCACUCUUUACUAUCUUCGGUGCUCCCGGUAGUUAAGCAGAUCCACCAUGAACAAUGUGCUGAACUAGAACUGGAUAAAAGGCUUCAUGGAGCUAGAAUAAAACUUGAGAGGCAAAGAUUGAAUAAUGAUGAACAGAUGUGCUGCAAUUUCUGUAGGGUACCUAUUAUUGAUUACCACAGGCAUUGUAUGAAUUGCUCGUAUGACCUAUGCCUUAAUUGCUGUCAAGAUCUUCGAGAAGCAUCUAUGCUUGGUACCAAAGGAGAAGCAGCAGAAAAAGAAACUUUGUCAGAACAAGUGAAACCAACCAAAUUGAAAUUAAAUUUAGCAGAUAAGUUUCCUGCUUGGAAAGGCAAUGAUGAUGGCAGUAUUCCAUGCCCACCAAAGGAUUAUGGUGGCUGUGGUUUCUCAUCAUUAACUCUUACCCGCAUUUUCAAGAUGAAUUGGGUUGCAAAGCUGGUAAAAAAUGUGGAGGAGAUGGUUACUGGCUGUAAGGUUUAUGAUAUUAAUAGUCCACAAAAAACCAGGUCAAGCGACAGGUUCUGCCAAUCUGCACAUAGAGAGGACAGUGAUGAUAAUUUCUUAUAUUGUCCAUCAUCUCAAGAUAUCAAAACUGAAGGAAUUGGAAAUUUUCGAAAGCAUUGGAUCAGGGGAGAACCUGUUAUUGUUAAGCAGGUGUGUGAUGACUCGUCUAUUUCAAACUGGGAUCCAUCGGUUAUAUGGAGAGGGAUUAGAGAGACAUCAGAUGAGAAGAUGAAAGAUGAUAACAGAACAGUCAAGGCCAUAGACUGCUUAGACUGGUCUGAGGUUGAUAUUGAACUUGGUCAAUUUAUCAAAGGAUACUCAGAGGGGCGACUUCGUGAUGACGGGUGGCCAGAAAUGUUGAAGUUGAAGGAUUGGCCAUCCCCCAGUGCUUCUGAAGAGUUAUUGUUAUACCAGAGACCUGAAUUUAUCAGUAAAAUGCCAUUACUUGAGUACAUCCAUUCAAAGUGGGGCCUUUUAAAUGUUGCAGCAAAACUGCCUCAUUACUCCUUGCAGAAUGAUGUAGGGCCCAACAUUUUUAUUUCUUAUGGGACCUAUGAGGAACUUGGUAGCAGUGAUUCAGUGACCAACCUCCAUUUAGAAAUGCGUGACAUGGUUUACCUACUGGUACACACAUCUGAGGUCAAACUAAAAGGUCGGCAGGAGGAGAAGAUUGAAGAGGGGAAAGAGGCCUCUAUGGAGUCUGAGGCAAAAGAAUCACCUGGAGAUGUACAAACAAGUUUGGAUGAGGGAAGAACCCCUGAUUUAUCACUUGGCGGACAUGAUCAACAGGGGGAUCAUGGGGAAAAGUUAAACAACGAUAAGGAUGAGGAAAUGGAGGACCAGGGGAUUGAUACUACCUCUAGUGUUGAAGCGAAAACUGUCAACUGUGAAAACCUGCACAGAGAUAAUGGUGAUAUCUCCCAAAUCACUCAUCCAGGAGCUCUUUGGGAUGUUUUCCGUCGGCAGGAUGUUCCAAAGCUGAUUGAGUAUUUGCAAAUUCAUUGGGAGGAAUUUGGGAAGCCUACCAGUGCAACAACUGAUUCUGUUCAACAUCCUCUUUAUGAAGAAGCCAUUUUUCUGAACAGGCAUCAUAAAACACAAUUGAAAGAAGAAUUUGGAGUUGAGCCUUGGUCAUUUGAACAGCAUUUGGGGCAAGCCAUAUUCAUCCCUGCUGGUUGCCCUUUCCAAUCGAGAAAUCUUCAGUCUAUAGUUCAGUUGGGCCUUGACUUUUUGUCGCCUGAGAGCCUAGGGGAGGCUGUGAGACUGGCUGAUGAAAUCCGAUGUCUUCCAACUGAGCAUGAGGCAAAGCGGCAAGUGUUGGAGGUGGGGAAGAUAUCACUAUAUGCAGCCAGUUCAGCUAUUAAAGAAGUACAGAAGUUGGUUCUUGAUCCAAAACUCGGCCCAGAGCUUGGUUUCGAGGAUCCAAAUUUAACCGCAUUGGUUUCUGAGAACCUGGAGAAGAUGAUUAGACGAAGGCAGGUCACUUGUGCUUGAAUUAGUGUACAGUAUUCUUGUAACUUAGGUACAGAAUUUAAUUUUAAACAUGCGCUUAACUAUGCCCCUAUUGUACAAAUAUAUUUAGAUGUAAAUGUCCCAAGCUUGCAGAUUUCAAGCUGUUUGAUUUAACACUUCAGGAUCCCAUUUCAUGAAAA